This is a messenger RNA of Cyprinus carpio (common carp), 3187 nucleotides long. Its product is annotated as exportin-5-like. The coding region runs from base 722 to 3133 and encodes 803 amino acids. Gene Ontology annotation, biological process: RNA export from nucleus; protein export from nucleus. Gene Ontology annotation, cellular component: nucleus; RNA nuclear export complex; cytoplasm. Lineage: Eukaryota; Metazoa; Chordata; Actinopteri; Cypriniformes; Cyprinidae. The transcript is spliced from 24 exons. Gene Ontology annotation, molecular function: nuclear export signal receptor activity; RNA binding; small GTPase binding. The record is from RefSeq and is a predicted model, not a curated record.
GUUAAUAUAACUCCGACUGGAUUCAUCUGAAAGAAAGUCAUAUACACCUAGGAUGCCUUGGGUGUGAGUAAAAUGCAGCCUAAUUAUUAUUUUUGGGUGAACUAACCCUUUAAUAUCUUCGAACUAAUCUACUUGUUGAAUCAGGCAAUAUGUGGACUAGCAAAUGUUUGCAACAAAUACAAGUUUUAUUCUUAUUACGUAGUGGUUUAAUACUAUUAAAGGGAUAGUUCAACCAAAAAAGAAAAUUUUAUGUUUAUCUGUUUAACCUCAGGGCAUCCAAGAUAUAGGAGAUUUUUAACUCAAACUGUCAGUCAUAUUUUUAACUCAAGUCUGUCAGUCAUAUUAUGUAGUUGGAUGGAACUCACGGCUUUGAGAGUCAUAAACAAUACACAAACAAAACCAAAUUAAACCCUGUGGCUCGUGACGAUACAUUGAUGUGUGAAGACACAAAACGAUCAAUCUGUGCAAGAAACUGGACAGUAUUUAUAUCUUUUUUCCCUCUGAUUUUCACCGCAAUUGAGAUUUUCCCAGUUGAGAUUUUAGAUAGAGUGUCAAUGGUCCAUUUGAGAGAUAGGUGGCAGUAAUGCACUUAUAAGUCUGCGAUCCACUGUUUAUCAAGAAGAAGAAGACGCUUCACACACAGGCUGAAGAAGAUGCAAAUGUGCUCAGGACAUUUCAGACACUGCGGUGAAAAUCAGAGGAUGCUCAGACGGAACUUGUAAUGCUUGUCCUACUGCGGUUAGCUGAGGAUGUGAUCACAUUUCAGACAUUACCCACUCAAAGACGGCGAGAUAUCCAGCACACACUUACACAGAAUAUGGACAGCAUCUUCAACUUCCUGCUUGGCAUACUGCAGCUUCAUGUGAAUGAGUACAAGAAGUUGAAAUGCAUUGCUGGUCAGGAAUUGAAGGCAAAAGCUCACUGGCGAGUUGGUGUGGCCACUCUCAAUACUCUGGCUGGCUACAUUGAUUGGGUUGCUCUGGUCCACAUCACCAAUGAUAACUGUCAUCUUUUGGAGAUCUUCUGCCUGUUGCUGAGCGAACCUGAGCUUCAGUUGGAGGCUGCAGAGUGUCUGCUAAUUGCCAUUAGUAGGAAAGGAAAGUUAGAGGAGAGAAAGCCAUUUACUGUACUCUUUGAUGAAGUUGCCAUGAACUACAUUCUGUCUGCUGCACAGUCGGCAGGUGGUGCAGCUGUGUCUAACCAAUCAUCAGGUGGCAUUGUGGAAAGAAGAUACACUUUUUUGAAGAGGCUGUGUCAGGUUCUCUGUGCCCUGGGUUUCCAAAUCUGCUCUCUAUUGGGUUCAGAUAUUGAAGUACAAGUUCCGGUUAACCUGGAUAAAUACAUGGAAGCUCUUUUUGCCUUCACUUCUCAUCCUAGCCAGUUUCUGAAGUCGUCCACGCAAAUAACCUGGGGAAACCUGUUCCGACAUGAAAUUUUAUCAAAGAAUCCUGUAGUUGGCCAGAUGGCGAUAAAAUAUUUAAGAGCAGCAAGGAUCAAUCUUCUUAAAACUGGAUUUCCCUCCAAGAAUGAUUGUCCAGGUUGUGAAUUCUCCAGAGUGGACUUUGAUAGUGAUGAAGAUUUCAACUGUUCCUUUAAUUCUUUUAGGGCUCAACAGGGAGAAGCAGUUCGUCUGGCUUGUAAAAUUGUCCCAUUUGAGGCCUUCCAAAUUGCAAGGGAAUGGGUGCAGUAUCAGAUCUGUACAACUACAUAUAUUGGAAAUACAACAUCGGUUCAGUGGGACGCUAUGACUUUCUUCACUGAAAGUGUGUUCGGACAGCUCUUCAAAAUCCUUGAAAAGGAGAAAAUUCCCAUAGAUGAGGGCAUAGAGCUGCUGCAGAUGGUUGUAAACUAUGAGACAAGAGAUCCUCUCAUUCUGUCCUGUGUUCUUACCAUCAUAUCUACUCUCUUUCCCUUCGUCACACACCAGCCUCACUUUCUGCCCCAAGUACUCUUUAAGAUAUUUCCUUCCAUCACAUUUGAAUUGGUUGAAGAAUGCAAGGGACCUCGAACGCGAGCUGUUAAGAAUGUCAGAAGACAUGCCUGUUCUUCCAUCCUUAGGAUAUGUCGGGAUUAUUCAGAUUUUAUGCUGCCUUGCUUUGACAUGAUGUAUGAGCAUGCGAAGGGAUUGUUCUCCAAUGAGCUGCUGCUGACACAAAUGGAGAAGUGUGCUCUUAUGGAAGCCCUGAUACUAGUAAGCAAUCAGUUUAAAGACUACAACAAACAGAAAGCCUUCCUGAAGGAACUCAUUGCACCUGUUACUGCACAGUGGCUGUCAGAGGAGAUGAGAAGUGUGUUGUGGGAUCCUGCUACCUUCUUGGCAUAUGUUGGUGCUGAUCAGGUGAUCAGUGACCUUGACACAGAGGAUCAGAUGGGUAUCAACAGGUCACAGAUUAGUUUUUGUGUGAACACCAUACUUGGGGUUGUAAAGCGUGCUCGUUGGCCUGCUAAUCCUGAGGAGGCAAAAGCAGGAAGCUUUGUGGUCAGCACAACCUCUGAUGGGGCCCCCAUCUACAGAAACCCUUGUGCGGAGCCCCUGCAGGCCUUGCUGCCCAACCUUUUUGCUCUCAUCAGGACCCAAAAUAGCUUGUUCUUGCCAGAGAACAUCAACCGACUUAGCAAGACUUUUUCUAGGGUCUAUGAUAUUAUGGAUGUGGAGAAGAAUUUUGCUCUAGGAAUUCCUCAACCAGUUUUAGAUGCCUAUGACUCUUCAGCAUACAGAAACAUUGUUGAACGCAUGCAAGGCUUCUUCUCAUCACUUUAUGAUAACUGUUACCAGGUGCUUGGGAAUGCAGGUCCCUGCAUGCAGCAAGACUUUUAUGCAACAGAAGACUUGGCUGAGCAGAUUGUUGGUUCUGCAUUUAUCCAUCUAGACAGUGUUCCAGACCACAGGCUCCGCCCCCUAGUUCGUCUGUUCAUGAAGCAACUGGUGAUGUCCUGUCCCUAUGAUUAUCAUGACAGCCUCCUCUGUCCUUUGCUGGGCCCACUGUUUGCCCAUCUGCUGCAGAGACUGAACUUUCGGUGGCAGAUCAUCAACCAACGGACCAGUUUGUGCUCUGUGGAAUAUUUGAUUCUGAUUGGUCAGUCGCAACAUUUCAAGGUAUGUUAUCUUUCAAUAACAACCGGUAAAAGCUGAUAACACAGGCUCAUCAGGGUAACUGAAUUUGGCACUAUAUGCUUGCUAAGAACA